GUAAUUGUCAAUUGAGGCUAACUGCCUGAAAGAAGAGAAACCUCCAAAUAGGAGCCCAAAAAUUUGGUAGCAGAACCGUGGCUGGUAUUGGAUUUGAUUUGAUAGCGGAUCCAUGUAGUAGUCUGCCUAGAGCAACCAAAAAGCGGCAAAACGCCUACGCGUACGGUUUUAAAAUGCGCCAGUUUCUCUCCCCAAAAAUCAAACCGACCCCGGCCAUCUUCUUUCCCUUCCUCCUUCUCAAAAGCUCUACUGCAAUUCCAAAGACUCAAUCUUUACCAAUGUCUUGGACGUGUUCGGUCUGCACUUUCAUCAAUCCUUCAUCCCACCAAAAACCCACUUGCCAAAUCUGCCUUUCAUCACAGCCCUUAUCAUCGUUAGCAUUAUCACAGUCACCAUCGCCCACAAAGCCCAAAUGGGCUUGCAAAGCUUGCACCUUUCUGAACCAGUAUGAUAAUAGCAGUUGUGAAGUAUGUGGGACCAGGGCCUCUGCUUCAUUGUUAUCUAUUCUUGAGAACGAUGAUGAUGAUUUUGAUGAGCUUGGUUCUGGUGUUGGCGAUGUUUUCUUGCCUUUGAGGGCUUGCAAUAGUGGCAGUACAAGUAAUAAGAAUAAGAGGAAAAUUUGGGAGAGCUCAAUUGGGGAUGCUAAUGAUUUGGCUGAUUCUGGUAACGAUUUUAGGGGUGUCAAGGCUGCUAGUAGGGAAGUUCAAUGUGUAGCAAGUGAAACUGGCUUAGAUAGAGGCAAUAAACCAGUUAAAAUUAUGAGUUACAAUGUUUGGUUUCGAGAGGAAUUGGAGAUGCAUAAGAGGAUGGAAGCUCUGGGUGACCUUAUUCAGCUGCAUUCCCCGGAUAUAAUAUGCUUUCAGGAGGUUACCCCAAACAUUUACGAGGUUUUCCAGCAAUCCAGCUGGUGGAAGUUGUAUCGUUGCUCUGUCUCAGAUGACGAGGCAUUUACAAGGGCAUAUUUCUGCUUGCAGUUAUGCAAGCUUUCGGUGAAAUCCUACAGCUGUAGACCUUUUGCUAAUUCUGUUAUGGGAAGAGAACUUUGUAUUGCUGAAGUAAAUGUUCAGACUGAAAGGACAUUGAUUGUUGCAACUAGCCAUCUUGAGAGUCCUUGCCCUGCACCUCCCAAAUGGGAUCAGAUGUACAGCAAGGAACGCGUCAAUCAGGCAAAAGAGGCCAUAAAAUUUUUGGAGAAGAAUCCCAAUGUUAUCUUUUGUGGUGAUAUGAACUGGGAUGACAAAUUGGAUGGUCAGUUUCCGUUACCUGAUGGAUGGGUUGAUGCUUGGGUGCAGCUUCGGCCUUCAGAAAAUGGUUGGACAUAUGACACCAAGUCCAACAAGAUGUUAAGUGGCAAUCGAACUCUACAAAAACGCUUAGAUCGAUUUGUUUGCAAUUUACGAGAUUUCAAGAUAAGUGAGAUUGAGAUGAUUGGGAUGGAUGAAAUUGCUGGCUUAUCAUAUUGCAAAGAGAAGAAAGUGAAAAAUGAGGUGAAGAAAUUGAUGCUUCCUGUUUUACCUAGCGAUCACUAUGGGUUGCUCUUGACAAUCUGUCCCCAGCAGCGCAAGUAGGCAGUGCUUCCGGGCAGAAGAUGUUUUGCUGCUAUAUCUUUUUGUUUGAGAGUUCGUUACCUUGCUGUCCAGGUUUGUGUACAUAACAUAUGGAUGGCGCAAAGGGCUAAAACCCUUCAUGAGCAUUGCAACAUUUUCAGGGUAACUGUUCGAAUGCAAUGGAAUGCUCGAACAUAUAGGACCAAAUUUAUGCUUCGGACAGCUGUUAUUAUGUCUUGCUUGUUUUUGUUGUGAAAUACUCCAUCUCUAGCUGAUGCAUGUGAUACUUGUAUGUCUCCAUCUCUCGUUUUGUCUUGUAUGUUGUGGUACUUGUUUAUCAAUGCUUUGUAAUAGCACAAAAUAACGAUUUUAUCUUUGCAUUAGCACUUUCAGAAGUGCUGAAGUUUCUUUCA
Molecule: messenger RNA, 1960 nt
Organism: Coffea eugenioides
Lineage: Eukaryota; Viridiplantae; Streptophyta; Magnoliopsida; Gentianales; Rubiaceae
Exons: 4
Coding region: 174-1568 (464 amino acids)
Biological process (GO): double-strand break repair
Cellular component (GO): PML body; cytoplasm
Molecular function (GO): 5'-tyrosyl-DNA phosphodiesterase activity; single-stranded DNA binding
Source: RefSeq, a predicted model, not a curated record